UUUUAUUUUUUUUGCAAUCGUAUAUAAAAAAAGGUUAUUUUGAUAAAAAUGUCAUCAACUAGUACUCAUAAAUUAGAAGAAGCUCCUUUGAUAAUUCAAGAUCAAAAGAGAAGAAAGCUUGAUCAACAAAUGACGAUUCCAAUGCCUUCUGAAAGCUUAAAAUCCAAUUCAAAUGGUACUUUAAUCGAUAACAGUAAUGGUACCAUGACUCCUAUUGCAUCAACUAAACCUAUGGAAAUAGAUUCUCAAGAAUAUAUUGAAUGUCCCUGUGGUCAUAUGCAUGGUCCUGGUCAAGGAGAUCAUCAUGACAUCCAUGCGGUUGGUUUGGCCAGUGUUCCAUUAUUAAGAGGAGAUUAAGUAAAACUUAUUUGUAUCAUAAAAAUCUUGCAUUGUAUAUAUGUAUUACUA
Messenger RNA from Hyphopichia burtonii NRRL Y-1933, 408 nucleotides. RefSeq lists its product as uncharacterized. NCBI's taxonomy places the organism in Eukaryota, Fungi, Ascomycota, Pichiomycetes, Serinales, Debaryomycetaceae. Bases 49 to 357 code for a protein of 102 amino acids. The transcript has a single exon. The record is from RefSeq and is a predicted model, not a curated record.